CGAGCCACGAAGCUGUCGCUCCCUUCUAAAUAGACGCUAAUCUGACAUUAUUUAAUGAGUUUUCAGGUGUUUCAACAUUUACAGCAGCUGCUGAUGUUGUCUGUUUCGUCACGUUAACGUCACCUGAGCGGUUAUUCGACGGGUCGGAUCAGCUUAGCGCUUAACCUCACCGAGCUAAAUGACACGCUCCAAGAUUUGCAGGCAGGUUUGUUCCAGGCUGUUCGCUCUUCAUCAGAUGUAAUGUGAGUAGUGAACAGACAGUGUGAUCUCCUGCUGACGAUGUCAUGCUGUUUUCACUUUUAGACAGUGAUGACGUCAUUCUGUGUUUGUAGGAGGCGUCUGUCCUGUCCCUUUGUCAGAAGGCGAUGCUGUGACAUCAUACCGCCAAGGCGUCCAAUGACAGCGCUCGGAUCAUGGCUGCGCGUGGGGCACCACCACACAGGUCCGACCAAUGAGGAGGAAGGACAACCAUGACGGAAAGGGACAGGGCGGGACGGCGGAGCAGGGGGGGAGGAGAUGGGACAGGGGGGAGACGGUGGUGAGACAGGUCAGCAGGGUGGAGACGGGUGGUGCGUCUCCGCUGCCUGUCUUCCUGUUCCCCUCUGAGCUGGUGUUUCACCCUGAACAGAGAAGCUCCCACAGGAGAGUCUUAACUGUGUACAACCCCUACAGCUUCAGCCUGAGCUUCAAGAUGUUGUGUACAGCUCCCUCUCUCUACAGAGUGGUGGAGGCAGAGGGGAACGUCCGAGCGAAAUCCUGUAUUGAUCUGGUCGUGCGUCACCUGGACGUCUCCCCUCGUAACUGGGGCCGCAGGGACCGGUUCCGCCUGGAGGUGAGAGGAGGAGGCCAGGUGGGAGGACGGGAGAUCUGGGCCGAGCUGAGGGGAGGAGGAGCGGGCAGCGAGGAAGAAGAGGAGGAGGAGAGCAGGAGGAAACGAGGAGGGGAGGAGAGGAGGACGCAAGGCCAGCAGAGGGCAUUGUCUGCUCCGACUCCUCUGUCUCCUCUGCUGGUGCCCACACGAACACACCUGCAGCUGUCUACCUGCACAGCUGUGCGCGGUGUGUCUCAGUGGGUGGUGUGUGCGGUGGUGGCGGUGCUAUGUGUCACAGUGUUGAUGCUCCCCCUCCACACUGACAGUGGCUCUGUGGUUCCACACUGCCUGCACGUCUCCACCAAUCAGAAGCUGGUCUGCGCUUAUAUACUGGGUCUUCUCACCAUGGUGUUUCUACGGUAACUGGUGACGUCAUGCCAUCACCCCCUCUGCUCGAGUGACAGCUGUUUUCCAGCACUAUGGCAACCAUGGACCCUGGUGACCUUUGACCUCCACAUCAGAUACACACACACACACACGGACUGUCUCCAUGACCUCAUGAAUGUUGUCUAACUGAGACUUAAUUGACUUAACGAGCAGGUUCAUUAGCAGGUUAGUAUUGAACUGACUAAGGGACUGCAGCAGGAGAUGAAACUUUAUUUAAACUGCAAACACACACAGUCUCAUGACCUGAGGAGUGAUGGGCUGAAUCCGUGGACCCUGAAAUCUGGUCUCAGGAUCAGUCUGAGUUGAUUAAAGGGACACAGUGAAA
Messenger RNA from Chelmon rostratus (copperband butterflyfish), 1583 nucleotides. RefSeq names its product motile sperm domain-containing protein 1-like. Gene Ontology annotation, cellular component: cytoplasm. Bases 452 to 1234 code for a protein of 260 amino acids. The transcript has 7 exons. The record is from RefSeq and is a predicted model, not a curated record. Lineage: Eukaryota; Metazoa; Chordata; Actinopteri; Chaetodontiformes; Chaetodontidae.